Molecule: messenger RNA, 1661 nt
Organism: Ochlerotatus camptorhynchus
Lineage: Eukaryota; Metazoa; Arthropoda; Insecta; Diptera; Culicidae
Product: WW domain-binding protein 11
Exons: 1
Coding region: 76-1584 (502 amino acids)
Biological process (GO): RNA processing
Cellular component (GO): spliceosomal complex
Source: RefSeq, a predicted model, not a curated record
UACAUCGAAUUUCGCUACAAGUUUAGAAAAAAAAUCAAUUUAUUUCCUGAUUUUCGGCUGAAAUAAUCCACCAAAAUGGGUCGCCGCUCGAUAAACACAACCAAGAGCGGUAAGUACAUGAACCCAACGGAUCAGGCCCGUAAGGAAGCUCGCAAGAAAGAGCUGAAGAAAAACAAAAAGCAGCGGCAGAUGGUCCGGGCCGCGGUCCUCAAAGGAAAAGAUCCAGCUCAGCUAAUCGAAGAAAUGGAGAAAAUCGACGAGAUGGAGUUCAAUGUCUAUCAACCGUCGCCGUUGAAUGAAAAGGUUCUGAAGGAAAAACGUAAGAAACUAAAGGAAACCCUUGACCGCGUAAUGCGGCUCUACCAGGCCGAUGAUCCGGACUUGUGGGCGGAUCUCAAAAGGAAAGAAGUUGAUUACGAAAAGCGCCGGAACAAGCGCAUUCAGUACUACGAAAGCGUACGCCAUGCAGAACAGGUUCAGGUGGACGAUAUUCCACUGCCCUCGAUGAAUGAAACACCUACUCCGCUAUCGAUCCCUAGAAUCCCAAUUCCGCCAAUGUCGAUACCGUCGAUCGUCCCAACAGUGAAACCUGCCCCAGCACCUAUAUUGAAAAAGCCAGUGGAAAACCCUAUAGAACCUUCGGAGCCAGUUGACGACGACGACGAUAUCCCCGGAUGUCCACCAGGUCCUGCUCCCGAUGUGUUUGCCAUGCCCGAACUAGAUUUUGAUCUGGAAGAAUUUCAUAGUGAAACUCAGAAAAGCGUUAAAUUCUUCGACGAUGCCGAUUCUCGUGAUAACUCGGACGAUUCGGACAUUGAAAAGCCCAAGCAGCCCAGUUCUGUUCAGCAAAAAAUGCUUGCUAUUUCCGGUCAAAAUCUGGAUGAAUUUAUGAAGGAGAUGGAAAACGUACAAAAGAAGAAAGAUCAACUGGAAGCGCCAGUCAGCGCGAUACCGAUUCCGCCAAAGGUACCAAUUGCUUUGCCCAAUCCUGCACCACACCCAUCGGAUACUACGGUCAAAUACGUCCCGAUGCCAUCGAUUCCGAUGCCUGGUCCUGCUCCAAUACAACCCGCCCUCAUGAUACGACCUCCGCCGCUUCGCCCAGGAAUUCCCGGCAUUCCAGGACUUCGAAUGCCUCCACGUCCCCCACCGGGCAUUCCACCGCGAUUGGGCAUUCGAAUGCCACCGGGUCCUCCCACUGGUCCACCGCCGAAGCACAUCCAGCAGCAGCACAUGCGAAACAUGAUGCAACAGCAGAAGGAUCCGAAGAGUGCUACCAUUUCAGCGAAGCCGCAAAUCCGAAACCUCAGUGCCGACGUCACCCGUUUCGUGCCAAGUGCUCUGCGAACCAAGAAGGAUGAAGGUAUCAAACGUCCCCAAGUGGGUGGCCGUUCCGACGUAGGACACCAUGCGCAACAACAUCAUUACCCUCAUCAUCCCCAUCAUCAUCAGCUGCACCACCAUCCGCAGCAGCACCAUUUCCAGCAACCUGGAAGAUCCGGUCCGGGGGCUCCUGACCAGAGAAAACCCAGCAAGGAUGAUGCCUACAUGCAGUUUAUGAGGGAGAUGGAGGGACUGCUUUAGGCGGGGAGGACGAUGCAUUUGAGUGUGUUAGAAGGUAAGGUUCAAUUCAACUACUUUGAACUCCCUAGUUAUUAGAC